CAGCAAUUAGCAUAAUGUAUCCGGAGUCCAGGAGAUGAGAACCAUCGCCUCUUCCCCUGCCAGUCUGACACCCUGCCACUUCAAGUUAGAGAGCAAGCAGCAAGAGGGCCCAGACAGCCUCUUCUACUUCUCCCUCUGGCCAUCCUGGAGGUCACGUAAGGACACUGCGCAGUGCGGGCAUGGUUUCAUUCGGGCUGUGGCAGUGGUGCUAGUCGGACGUGUGCGCUCUGCGGAAGGUGUUGGAAGGACGACUGCUCUCAAGGACUUCUUGCUUCUUUUCCCACUUAUUUCCGACGGUACGGCGUCUGUCUGUCGUUUAAGAAGUGACAGUGUUUACUGCAAAUAG
Penaeus indicus is the source of this 346-nucleotide messenger RNA. RefSeq lists its product as uncharacterized. The transcript has 2 exons. The record is from RefSeq and is a predicted model, not a curated record. Bases 35 to 346 code for a protein of 103 amino acids. NCBI's taxonomy places the organism in Eukaryota, Metazoa, Arthropoda, Malacostraca, Decapoda, Penaeidae.